This is a messenger RNA of Maniola jurtina (meadow brown), 1571 nucleotides long. RefSeq names its product cytochrome b-c1 complex subunit 2, mitochondrial (gene UQCR-C2). NCBI's taxonomy places the organism in Eukaryota, Metazoa, Arthropoda, Insecta, Lepidoptera, Nymphalidae. The record is from RefSeq and is a predicted model, not a curated record. Bases 132 to 1451 code for a protein of 439 amino acids. Gene Ontology annotation, molecular function: metal ion binding. Gene Ontology annotation, cellular component: mitochondrion. The transcript has 10 exons.
UGACAUUUAUUUUGUGGUUUGAGUUUUCACAAAAAUUGAGACAUUUUGCUAUUGAAUUUUGUGAACGGAACCGAAAAAUAGAGACGGUUCACGAUACAAAUUAUUUAAAAGUUGGUGUUAUAUAAUUGAAAAUGUCGUCAAAAGCACUAGCGACGCCCAUAAUUCGUCAUGUUACGACCAGGGGGUAUGCUCAAGCUGCACCAGCUGCUGUCAAGAAUAAUGUGAAGAUUCAAUCAGGAGUUUUGUCCAAUAACACCUUUGUAGCUGCCUUAGAUAAUGGAUCACCCGUUGCAAGGGUAACAAUAGCAUUUAAAGCAGGAUCUCGCUAUGAGCCCCAAACUGAGCUGGGCAUUGCUCAUGUACUUCGCUCUGCAGCAGGUCUUACCACCAAAAAUGCUAGUGCCUUCAUGAUUUCACGAAAGCUGGCACAAGUUGGAGCUUCUGUUAGUGCGUCUGGAGAUCGCGAAUUCAUCUAUUACACCCUGGAAGCUACCCAAGAUAACCUGCCAGAAGCAAUUGACUACUUGAGCAACCUUGUGUCAAACCAGGAGUUCAGGCCAUGGGAGCUUAGUGACAAUGUUCCCCGCUUGAAGUUUGAUCUUGCUGCCAUUCCUCCUCAGGUGCGUGCAGUAGAUUUGCUGCACAAGGCAACGUACCGCCGUGGGCUUGGCAACUCGCUGUUCAUCGCGCCCAAGAAGAUCGGCAACAUCAGCUCGGAGUCCCUGCAGCACUUCGCCUCCACCGCUGUGACCACGGGCCGCUGCGCCGUCGCCGUUGUUGGGGGCAGUCAGGAAAGAGCUACUAUGGUUGCUCAGAAUCUGCAGAUUGCGUCUGGUCCUGAGGGUCAAAGUACUGCCAGCACUUACUUCGGCGGCGAAUUAAGGAAGGAGAUGGGCGGUGAUUUGGCGCACGUUGCUUUGGCUGUACAAGGCGCGCCCGCCGGCUCGCCUCAGAGCCUUGCUCUUGCAGUGGCUGCUAAAGCCCUUGGCACUGGACCAGUCAUUAAAUGGGGAGCUGACAAUACUCCUCUUGCGAAAGCGAUUGGCAAUGUUGGACCAUUCGCAGCGUGCGGUUUCAACGUUUCUUACUCUGACAAUGGCUUGUUUGGUGUGGUGCUCUCCGUGGCCAAGGACGAAGCCAAUGCGGCUGUAAAGGCAGCCGCCAAGUUACUUAAAGCUGGUAACUUGAGCGCCGACGCGAUCAAAGCUGGCAAGAACCAACUCAAGGUUCAAGUGCUGUCUGAAGCCGAGAAUGGUACUGCGCUCGCCGAGUCCAUUGCUGCUCAGGGUCUCUACACACGCUCAGUAAAGUCGCCCCUUGAGAUUGCUAAUGCAAUCGACCAACUUUCAAGCAGCGAUAUCUCCCAGGCUGUUUCAAAUGCAGUGAAGAACAAGAUGUCUAUGGGAGCAGCCGGAAAUCUCGCGUUCGUACCAUACACAGAUGAACUUUAAAAGCUAGGAAUAGUAAUUAUUAGAAUAUUAUUUAACCUACACAACCACCAUCAGGAUAAUAUAAAGAACAUAGAUUAUUGUAAUUUAUUGUUGUAUGUAUUAAAUAAAUAAAUAAACCCA